Messenger RNA from Gadus macrocephalus (Pacific cod), 1671 nucleotides. RefSeq names its product kallikrein-11-like. The transcript is spliced from 12 exons. Lineage: Eukaryota; Metazoa; Chordata; Actinopteri; Gadiformes; Gadidae. Gene Ontology annotation, molecular function: serine-type endopeptidase activity. Bases 90 to 1592 code for a protein of 500 amino acids. Gene Ontology annotation, biological process: proteolysis. The record is from RefSeq and is a predicted model, not a curated record.
CCAUGGGGAGGGUCUGUAGGGGGGUCAGAGGUGACACUUGUCCUAUAAAGCCAGGGUAAGGGUCUUGGCUUUGCUCAUCCACAGUAACCAUGAGAUCCCUAAUCCUAGCUGUGCUCAUUGGAGUGGCUUUUGCAAUUGAGGACGACAAGAUCGUCGGAGGGUAUGAGUGUCAGAAGCACUCCCAGGCCCACCAGGUGUCUCUGAACUCUGGCUACCACUUCUGUGGAGGCUCCCUGGUCAGCAAGGACUGGGUGGUGUCUGCUGCUCACUGCUACAAAUCCCGUGUAGAGGUGCGUCUGGGCGAGCACCACAUCCGGGUCACCGAGGGAACCGAGCAGUUCAUCUCGUCCUCCCGCGUCAUCCGUCACCCCAACUACAGCUCCUACAGCAUCGACAACGACGUCAUGCUGAUCAAGCUGAGGACGCCCGCCACCCUGAACCAGUACGUGCAGCCUGUGGCCCUGCCCACGGCCUGCGCUGCCGCUGGGACCAUGUGCCUCGUGUCUGGCUGGGGAGACACCAUGAGCUCCGCCGAUGACAGCGACAAGCUGCAGUGUCUGGACCUGCCCAUCCUCUCCGAAGAAGACUGUGACAACUCCUACCCUGGCAUGAUCACCCAGUCCAUGUUCUGCGCUGGCUACCUGGAGGGAGGCAAGGACUCCUGCCAGGGAGACUCCGGGGGGCCGCUGGUGUGUGAUGGCGAGCUGCAGGGGGUCGUGUCCUGGGGCUAUGGGUGUGCGGAGAGGGAUUAUCCUGGAGUCUACGCCAAAGUUUGUCAGUUGAGCGACUGGCUGGAACACACCAUGAGAAACUAUUGUUUUGCCAAAUCCUCCUCCUCCCAUCUUAAUCUUCAUCUUCCAGACAUGAGGUCUCUGGUGUUUGUUCUGCUCUUGGGAGCUGCCUUUGCCACCGAAGAUGAUAAGAUUGUGGGAGGAAAGGAGUGUGUUCCACACUCCCAGCCCCAUCAGGUGUCUCUGAACUCUGGAUACCACUUCUGCGGAGGCUCCCUGGUCAACCAGGAGUGGGUUGUCUCUGCUGCUCACUGCUUCAAGUCCAAAAUGGACAUCGUCCUCGGGGACCACAACCGUUGGUUCAUGGACGGCAACGAGCAGAUCAUCUCCGCGUCCCUCGUGAUCCCUCACCCAAACUACGAGUCCUGGCUGGUCAACAACGACAUCAUGCUGAUCAAGCUCAGCCAACCCGCUACCCUCAACCAGUACGUCCAGGCUGUGGCCCUGCCCACCAGCUGUGCCCCGGCUGGGACCAUGUGCACCGUGUCAGGGUGGGGGGUCACCAUGGACUCUGCGGCCGACAGCAACCGUCUGCAGUGUGUGAAUGUCCCCAUCCUCUCCAGGGAGGUCUGUGACAACUCCUACCCCAGCAUGCUCACCGACGCCAUGUUCUGUGCCGGAUACGUGGAGGGGGGCAAGGACUCCUGCCAGGGGGACUCUGGCGGCCCAGUGGUGUGUGAUGGUGAGCUGCAAGGGGUGGUGUCCUGGGGCUUCGGCUGUGCUGAGAAGAACCACCCUGGAGUCUAUGCCAAGACGUGCAUCUUUACCGACUGGCUGCAGUCCACCAUGGCCACCUACUAGGACUUACACCUGCUUUACAAAACCAACCGUUCGAAGACAAUUUAUCCGUUAAUAAUAAAUGUUCAUAUAAAAAGGUUAA